UCUCAACAAGGAGCUCUCCGUUCCUUAAGCACUCUCUCUCUCUCUUGUGCCCUCUCCCUGUCUCUCCCCCGCGCUUGCUCUCUCUCUCUCUCUCUCUGUCUCUCCUUUCUCUGUGUCUAUGCUAGCAUCCGAGCGCUCAUUUCUCUCUCUCUCACAUUCUCUCUCUCUCUCUCUCUCCCCCUCUGGCAGUUCACGCUUCGCCCGCGGUCCGCUUCGGAGAGGGGCGGCAGCGGAGGCAGGAGAGGAAGUGGAGGAGAAAGGAGGAAGGAGAAAGAAGGAGGAAGGAGGAGAAGGGAGGAAGGACAGAGCCGGAGGGAGGCAGCAGUUUGUCCCAGGCUCCGAUGGCAGGAAGUGGUGCCUCCUCCGACCGGGACUAGGGGAUGCUGAGCGGGGGGAGGGAGGGCCUCUUCGAGCUGGGACAGCAGCUCCAGCAGCAGGGGGAGAACCAGGCCGCCCUGCACUGCUUCCUCAGCUGCCUGCUGGGACUGAGCCACGUGCAGAGCUUCACCUCCCUGCCCAACUGUCUGCACCAGAUCGCGGAACUCUUCAUCAGCGAGAAGAACUAUGGGAAGGCCCUGCAGUUCAUCCAGGCGGAGAAGAUGUUCUACGAGGUGGCUCUGAUCGAACUAACAGGGCCCCAGGAGGAGGCCACGCUGGGCUCGGCCGGGUGGAACAGCGCCGAGGAGGUCCUGGACCAGGCGUCCCAGGCCCAGCACCUGGAGCGGCUGGCCCAGCUCUGCAUCAUGAGCAAGAGACCCCAUCUUGCCCUGGAAUAUAGCGGGAAGGCCACCAAGAUCCACCAGAAGACCUUCGGCCACGACCACCCCAUCACGGCCCGGAGCCUGGAGCUGCUGGCCACCGUCUACGCUGAGAUCGGCAAGACUGAGUACUCAGACUCCCUGGGCCAGUGCGUCUCGGCGCUCUCCAAGCGCUUCGCCACGGCCGAGACAUUCAGGGACGCGGUCAGCAGCAUUCCCUAUUCACAUCGGGAGAAGCGCUCCGAGAUCCGCCACAGAAAAGACCACGUCCACCACAAGGAGGACCAUGAAGACAACAAGGUUCUGAGUGCAGUGAGAGUGCCCACCUCCAUAUUGAAGAAGACUAACUGCAUCAGCUCCGACUCUGAGCCAACUCACCGACGGAAGGGGGAGCGGAGAGUUCGCUUCAGGGAGCCGGAGACGACUGUACACGACAUGCUAUUCUAUGACUGUUUAGGUGCCUAUGAGACGACUCCGGCCCGCCCCCACCUGGCUCUCUUCACCUGCCUGUUCCUGCUGAUGUCACUGCUGGGCGUGGCCAUGUACUGCACGGACCGGCGACGCCCACAGCGCAUGUGUGAGGAGCUGGAGGCCCGGCUGGCGGUCUACCUCCUGCACAUGAAGCAACUGGUCUGGGGCUGCUGGAUGUGGCUGACUGUGCAAUGACUGGGACCGAACACAGGGGGCGACACGGAGCAAGGUGGAAACGUUUUUAGAAGUCAGUGAGAGUCCACACACCACUCAAAGCACUGUAGCUUUUGGGGGAAGACUGUUGUACGAUACACACUAUGAACGGUGAGGAGGGUAACUGCUACCAGGGGGAGUGUAGGCAGAAAGGUAACAUGUGGAUUCCAUGCCUGUAUGAAUAUUUAACUAUGUAGUGGGUAUGCCACACUUUUUAAAUUGUGACGUUUUGCACAUCUGCAAUGUUGAAGCUCAUGUAAUGCUCACCAACUCGCAAAUAUUUUGAGUUUCCUUUUCUGGCACAAUACUCGUAUGCGGGCAAUUGUUUUGAUGGAAUGCAAAUAUUUAUUUGGGCAUUGGACUGUCAUAUAUACACCUGAUGUGAUGCAGAAGAAAAUGU
Messenger RNA from Gadus chalcogrammus (walleye pollock), 1842 nucleotides. RefSeq names its product chromosome 5 C14orf180 homolog (gene c5h14orf180). Lineage: Eukaryota; Metazoa; Chordata; Actinopteri; Gadiformes; Gadidae. The coding region runs from base 381 to 1424 and encodes 347 amino acids. Gene Ontology annotation, cellular component: plasma membrane; transport vesicle; trans-Golgi network. Gene Ontology annotation, molecular function: connexin binding. Gene Ontology annotation, biological process: positive regulation of Golgi to plasma membrane protein transport. The transcript is spliced from 10 exons. The record is from RefSeq and is a predicted model, not a curated record.